GGGCGGAGGGAGGCCAGACGAUGUGGCCGACGAUGAGGGCAGGAUAGGGCCCCCAGCUAGGAUUCAGGAGCAGCGAGGUCGGUAGGCGAGGCCAAGCGAGCAUGCAGCGCCGCUCAAGGCCUCUCCAGCAAGGAAAAGGAGGCGGCUACUGCAUGGCCAGAGAGAAGGGAAGGGAAGGGAAAGGCGACCGGCCGAGCGGCCGCUUCCUUGACGGAAAGAGGCGGGCCGCAGGGCAGGGCCGGCCCCAGCAUCAGCUGCGCAGCUGCUUUGGACGGAGCCCGGUGGCGUGCGGGAGCGGCCGUCAGCGGCCGUCGGCAGCAGGUGGACGAAGCCGCAGGGAUGGAGCCCGCCGCGUCAAGGAGAGGCGGAGGAGAGGAGGAGGAGGAGGAGGGAUAUUAGCGGUGACGGCUGGCGGAGGGAGGAGACCGGAGGGAUCGCGGGCGAUCCGGGAGAAGGAGGGCGGCGGCGGCAGCGGAGCCGGAUCCAGGCGCGGCAGGGAUGGGGAACGCCGACUCCAAGCUGAACUUCAGGAAGGCGGUGAUCCAGCUCACCACCAAGACCCAACCUGUAGAAGCAACAGAUGAUGCCUUCUGGGACCAGUUCUGGGCAGAUACAGCUACUUCAGUCCAAGACGUCUUUGCUCUGGUUCCUGCUGCAGAAAUCAGAGCUGUGAGGGAAGAAUCCCCUUCAAAUUUGGCUACUCUGUGUUAUAAGGCAGUGGAAAAACUGGUGCAGGGAGCUGAGAGCGGCUGCCAUUCUGAAAAGGAAAAGCAGAUUGUCCUGAAUUGCAGCCGCCUUUUGACCCGCAUCUUGCCCUACAUCUUUGAAGAUCCUGACUGGAGAGGCUUCUUCUGGUCCACUGUCCCUGGAGCUGGGCGAGGAGGGGACACGGCUGAGGAUAUCCAUGCAAUUGAUAGCUGUGAAUACAUCUGGGAGGCUGGUGUUGGGUUUGCUCAUUCUCCGCCACCCAGCUACAAUCACGAUUUAAACAGGACGGAGCUCUUGAAACUCCUGCUGACUUGCUUCUCUGAGGUCAUGUACCUGCCCCCGUCCUCAGAUAGCAGCAACACAAAUCCAUGGGUCCAGUUCUUCUGCUCCACUGAGAAUAGGCAUGCGCUGCCACUGUUCACUUCCCUCUUGAAUGUCGUCUGUGCAUAUGAUCCAGUGGGCUAUGGCAUCCCUUAUAACCACUUGCUGUUCUCGGACUAUCGUGAGCCCUUGGUGGAACAGGCGGCCCAAGUUCUGAUAGUCACACUGGACUAUGACACUUCCACCAGUUCCAGUCCCACCAUAGAUGGCACUACCACUGGCACAGCCAUGGAUGAUGCGGAGCCUCCAGGUCCAGACAAUCUGUUUGUCAAUUAUCUUUCAAGGAUACACAGAGAAGAGGAUUUCCAGUUCAUUCUGAAGGGAGUGGCCCGCCUUCUGUCCAACCCAUUGCUCCAAACCUACCUACCAAACUCUACCAAAAAGAUCCAGUUCCAUCAAGAGCUGUUGGUUCUCUUCUGGAAACUGUGUGAUUUUAACAAGAAAUUUCUGUUCUUUGUCCUGAAGAGUAGUGAUGUCCUCGAUAUCCUGGUGCCAAUUCUGUACUUCCUUAAUGAUGCUAGAGCAGAUCAGUCUCGAGUUGGGCUUAUGCAUAUCGGUGUCUUUAUUCUAUUGCUGCUGAGCGGGGAGAGAAAUUUUGGGGUUCGUCUGAACAAGCCAUAUUCUGUACGAGUACCAAUGGACAUUCCUGUAUUUACAGGAACACAUGCAGAUCUUCUUAUCAUUGUCUUUCACAAAAUAAUCACCAGUGGGCACCAGCGGCUGCAGCCCCUUUUCGACUGUCUCCUCACCAUCAUUGUGAACGUAUCUCCAUACUUGAAGUCCCUCUCCAUGGUAGCUGCCAACAAACUGCUGCACCUAUUGGAAGCUUUUUCAACGACGUGGUUCCUCUUCUCCACUGUCCAGAACCACCACCUUGUCUUCUUUUUGCUGGAGGUUUUCAACAAUAUCAUCCAGUAUCAGUUUGAUGGCAAUUCCAACUUGGUGUAUGCCAUUAUUCGGAAGCGAAAUGUGUUCCAUCAGCUGGCCAACCUGCCUACUGACCUGCAGUCUAUCCAGAAAGCUCUGCAGCGCAAAAAGAAAGCUCCUGAACCCAUAUCUCGCACAAACUCACAGGAGGGCAUGUCCAUGGAAGGGUCAAGGCCAGCUGUGCCUGCCGAGCCUGGGACGUUGAAGACCAGCCUAGUGGCAACUCCAGGUAUUGACAAACUCACAGAGAAAUCCCAGGUAUCAGAGGAUGGCACGAUGCGCUCUCUAGAGCCAGAGUCCACACCGUCCCCAACAGAAGGCAAUCCACCCGCCGUUGUCAGUGAUACAGAGUCAUGGAGUGGGGAAUCAUCACAGCCCAGAAGGGACCGGCGGCGCCUGUCUAGUGUGUCCUCAGCUGCUCAGUGGACUCCAACUCCUGAAUGGGUGGUAUCCUGGAAGUCAAAGCUGCCCCUGCAGACCAUCAUGCGGCUGUUACAAGUCCUGGUCCCUCAGGUGGAGAAGAUCUGCAUUGACAAGGGCCUCACAGAUGAAUCUGAGAUUCUGAAGUUCUUGCAACACGGCACAUUGGUAGGGCUACUUCCUGUCCCUCAUCCUAUCCUGAUUCGCAAAUACCAGGCAAACUCUGGUACUGCUAUGUGGUUCCGCACCUACAUGUGGGGAGUAAUUUAUUUGAGGAAUGUGGAUCCUCCCAUCUGGUAUGACACAGAUGUGAAACUGUUUGAAAUUCAGCGAGUCUAAGGAAUGGGAAGAGAAGAGGAACGUGACUCUUUUUAAAGGAAAACACUGGAAGCAAGGAUCUUGCUGUGCGCGUCUUCAUCACAGCUCUUCCUUCAUUUCACUGCCUGCUGAGUCGAUCCAAAGGACAAUCACUUCCAUUUACUGGCCUGCCACUUUCAAGCUCAGAGACCCUCCCUAACAUUUUUUCUUUCCCACCACUCAAGGAACACGGAUAGAAGGGAAUGUGCAAAGGAAGCCAGCCAUGGUGGUUACACUGAAAACCAAAUAGUUCAACUUGUUGAAUCCUCCUUGUGUGCUGUCUGGGUGGAAUGCUGAACCUGACUAGUUGGAGAGGAUUCUCUUCACUCCCUAGUCAGAUUCAGUCUCUAGAUUUAAAAGACACUGAAUGUAAAGAGUUAUAAAAGUGGACCAAUGAAGGAAGCACUACUGCGGGAGGUAUCUCUGUGGUUCUUUUCCAAAGAAUGUAUCCUAACACCUCUUUGUGUUGCAGUCCCUCAUGCUGCUGUCUUGCUUUACUGUACCUAGAAGCAAUAGCUUCGCUCACUAGGUGUCUGUGGGGGUUCUAUUAAUUUAAGUCACUUCAGGUCAGUCUGUUGGCUUGGCCCUCUUUUCCCUUCCACACAAAAAUGUGCUUAACUACUUUAUACUGGUGCUGUAAUGUAGCAUCCAAAUUCCAUUUUCCCUUGACCUUCCUUCCUAGUUUUGGAGGCACUCCUUUUAAUCGGGUGUGCACCAAAUAUAUAUCUAUCACAUUUUUUGAACUGGAAUUAAUUGUAAGAAUUUAUUGCUCAGAAAAAGUUAUUCUAAUGUGGGGCAUUAUAUGACGGGUGGGAGGGUGUAGGCAUAAGCUAUUUUUCAGAGAUUUAGAGAAAAACUUUUGGUUGUAUUUAAAUAUAAGAGGGGGAAAGCAGGCGGCAACACUGCUGUAAUGGGGCUUAAUCCUCUUGUUAAUCCCAGCUAGAGUGGACCUGUUGAAUCCAUGGCACCUGUCCCAUUUUGAGUUUAAUAAUUCCCAUUCCUUCUCUGGGUCUAUUCUAGUUGAAAUUCAGGAUUGAAAUUAGCCCACAGAGUUUCACUGUUUGUUCUUUAGAGAGUGGCAUGGUGUGCCUUCUCUUAGUUGAUUCAGUUACACUGUAAUACAUUCAAAGCAAGCCAGAUUUGGGAGUUUCUGUCUAAUAGAGUUUAGGAGGACUUGCUAAGCCUGAGUAGAAUGCAUGUUUUGAGUAUUCAGUUUUGUUUCUCACGAUGCAAACCACCAUCAUGACAGGUGAUCUCCUGGCAUGGUCAUCACUUGCUUACAUGAUUUCCAGGAUCUGUGGUCCACAGAUUAGAAUUAUAAGAGUAUCUGGCCGUUCUUUUUUCACCACAGACGAUGUCAAGUGAGUCUAGUAGAGGCUAUCACUAGAGAUGGGCAUGAACGGGAAGAUCGGUAGUUUGUAAUAUUUCAUGGCUAGCCACGAACUAAACCCCCUGUCCAGAAAAAGAAAACAGUUUGUGGUUUGUUUGUUUUCUGUUCAUGCAGGGCGGUCUACCUGGUCCUGCUUGCCUCUGCCUCUUCUGCCACUGCCAUGACCUGCCAGUGCCAUUUUCAGAGGCAGCGGCAGGCUCCUGGCAGGGAAGCUGACCCUGCUGCCUCUGUACAUGUGCAAGCCGCCAGCUGAUAGGUGGGCACACGUGCAGGGACAACAGGCCCGGCUUCCCUGCCAGGAGCCUGCCGCUGCCUCUGAAGUGGCACUGAUGGGCCGCAGCGGUGGCAGGACCAGGUAGGCAGAGGCAAUGGGGGCAGCAGGAAGGAGGUAGGAAAAAAAUGUUGGUAUUUCAUUUUGCUUUGACAAGACGGGAUCCCAGAACCAUUUUAGGUCACAAACUGAACCACAAACCAAUCCAGUUCAUCAGUUGUUCUAGUUCGCGAUUCAGUUCGUGCCCAUCUCUAGUUAUCAUUACUCUGCCACCUUUAAUCUGACCAUUGACUGAGAUUUGGGAGGCCAUUUUGUUGUAAGCCCCUCUUUUUAUCUUUCCUCUUCCAAAGGCUUGCCAUCCUCAAAUUUGAAGUUAAAACUAAAGAUUAUCAUUGGGUUUCACAGAAAGCUAUAACCAGGGACACCUAACAUAGCAUCAACAUGGUUUGCUUAUUUUGUUCAAGAACUUCAAUGUAUGUUUUUUUGU
This is a messenger RNA of Pogona vitticeps (central bearded dragon), 4941 nucleotides long. The record is from RefSeq and is a predicted model, not a curated record. Lineage: Eukaryota; Metazoa; Chordata; Lepidosauria; Squamata; Agamidae.